Molecule: messenger RNA, 1167 nt
Organism: Emiliania huxleyi CCMP1516
Lineage: Eukaryota; Haptophyta; Isochrysidales; Noelaerhabdaceae
Exons: 7
Coding region: 1-1167 (388 amino acids)
Biological process (GO): DNA damage response; protein polyubiquitination
Cellular component (GO): nucleus
Molecular function (GO): ATP-dependent chromatin remodeler activity; ATP binding; ubiquitin protein ligase activity
Source: RefSeq, a predicted model, not a curated record
AUGGCGUCAAGCAGCCGCGAGUUCUCCCGCCCCGCGUCGAGCCAGCGCCCGCUCGUCCCGUCGAGCCAGCGUCCGCUCGUCCCGCCCAACUUUCUUGACACCAUCAACGAUGGUUCCUCCCUGGCGGCCGCCGCUAAGCCGGCCGACGCCGGCCUCGCUGCCGACCUGCAGCUCUACCACUACCAGCUGCAGGCGCUCCAGUGGAUGGUUGGACGUGAGCGAGCUCUGGACGGCAUCCACGGCGGCAUUCUCGGCGACGAGCAGGGCACUGGCAAGACGGUUAUGUGCGCCGCGCUCGUCGCCAGCCACCGUUGCGACGAUCUGCGGCCGCAAGUGCGGCAGCCGCAAGCGCCGCUGCAAGCGCAGCGGCCGCUCGGUUCGGAGGCACGCAAGUGCGGCGCGACUCUGAUCUGCUGCACGCCCGUCAUCGAGGGGCAGUGGAAGGAGGAGCUCGCGCGGCACGCGCCCGGCUUGAAGGUGGUCAGCUUUGCGGGAUGCCCUGCGGCGGGCGACGCCGCGGCUGUCGCGCGUGAGGUCGAGCGGCUCGCGGAGGCAGACGUCGUGCUCGCGACGUACGAGGUGCUGAUGAAGGAGCUGGUCCACAUCGACCGCUUCUUUGAGAGCAGCCGCGAGCGCCGCGCCGGCCUGACUGCCGCGCGCUCGCCGGGCGGACAUGUCGAGGACGCGUCCUGCCUGGGGCUGCGCGCGAGAGAGGCGGACUCGGACGCUCGCCCGUCGCCGCUCAAGUACCUCACCUUUUGGCGGGUCGUCCUCGACGAGGUGCAAAAGGCGCCGACGUCGUACGCGGCGGGGAGGACGGUGCGGCUCGUUCGCGCCGUGCAUCGCUGGGCCGUGUCGGGCACUCCGAUGGAGGCGGGGCGGCUGGCCGACAUCCGCCACCUCAUCAACUUUGUGCUGCACGCCGAGUUUGUGCUGCCUGCGGCGCGCGCGUUGCUAGACAAGCAGCCGCCGGGCGCGUCCCUCGAGCAGCAGCUGGUCGAGCACGCGCAGCGCGCGCUGCUCUCGCCCGCGCUUUGGAGCGAGUGGGGCCGAAAGGCGAAGCUCGCCGUCGAGGCCGAAAGGCUGCAGCGUCAGGGUCGUCGUCUCCAGCGGCGGCCACCAGCCUCGCAGAAGCCGCUUUCUAGCCGCCUUCCCCGAGCCCUCUAG